Messenger RNA from Gongylonema pulchrum, 738 nucleotides. Lineage: Eukaryota; Metazoa; Nematoda; Chromadorea; Rhabditida; Gongylonematidae. The record is from the annotation of a GenBank genome assembly.
AUGGGUGCGACGUCCGGCAUUGGCCGUGCAACAGCGGUGCUUUUUCAUCGGCUGGGCGCAUCGGUUGUUGUGACCGGUCGAAAUUCAAAACGACUGAAAGAACUGGAAGAGGAGCUGAGCGAUGGCAAGGACAGUGUUUUGGCCGUUGCGAGCGAUCUCACGAACGAUGACGAUAUCCGUGCACUCGCGAAAGCAGCUGUUAAAAAAUUUAAUACUUUGGACAUUUUGGUCAAUAACGCUGGUAUCAUUGAAACGGGCACUAUUGAAAGUACCACGAUGGAGCAGUUUGAUCGGAUAAUGUCGGUCAAUUUGCGUGCCAUGUUUUAUUUGACGAAACUGUUGCUGCCACAGUUGACUGCUUCCAAAGGUUCCAUCGUCAAUGUGUCGAGCGUGAACGGAAUCAGAGCGUUUCCUGGUGUUCUGGCAUAUAAUAUGUCAAAAGCUGCAGUAGACCACUUCACACGUUGUGUUGCGUUGGAGUUAGCUUCGAAAGGAGUUCGCGUCAAUUCAGUCAAUCCUGGCGUUACGAAAACCGAUCUGCACAAGCGAGGUGGCAUGGACGAAUCGGCAUAUCAAGCAUUCCUGGAACAUUCAAAGACAACUCAUGCGCUGGGGCGUGUCGGUGAUCCAACAGAAAUUGCAAAUGCAAUUGCAUUCUUGGCGAGCAGUGCGUCAUCGUUUAUUACUGGUUCGUCGGUCCCAGUCGAUGGUGGCCGACACGCAAUGUGCCCACGUUAG